GCCUGGCACACGCCCAGAUCCACGUUCAGCUUUGCCAGUGUCUUCAGGCCGCCAUGGCCCCUGAGCAGCCUUCUGCAAGGACACCGGCCUUGGUUGUGCAGAGGGCAGCCAGCUCCACGCAGGGCCACUGUUGUUGAGCUCCGGGUGCCUGUGCAGCUGCAGAGCUACUUUGCCGCAUGUGAGGACGAGACCCCUGCCAUCCGCAACCACGACAAGGUCCUGCAGCGCCUGUGCGAGCACCUGGACCACGCACUGCUGUACGGGCUGCAGGACCUCUCCUCUGGUUACUGGGUGCUUGUCGUGCAUUUCACCCGGAGAGAGGCCAUCAAGCAGAUUGAGGUGCUGCAGCACGUGGCCACCAACCUGGGGCGCAGCCGGGCCUGGCUGUACCUGGCCCUCAACGAGAACUCCCUGGAGAGCUACCUGCGUCUGUUCCAGGAGAACCUGGGCCUGCUGCAGAAGUACUACGUCAGGAACGCCCUGGUCUGCAGCCACGACCACCUGACGCUCUUCCUGACCUUGGUGUCUGGGCUGGAGUUCAUUCGGUUUGACCUGGAUCUGGAUGCCCCCUACUUGGACCUGGCCCCCUACAUGCCUGACUACUAUAAACCUCAGUACCUGCUGGACUUUGAAGACCGCCUUCCCAGCUCCGUGCAUGGCUCGGACAGCCUGUCCCUCAACUCCUUCAAUUCUGUCACCUCCACCAACCUGGAGUGGGAUGACAGUGCCAUCGCCCCAUCCAGCGAGGAUUAUGAUUUUGGAGAUGUGUUUCCAGCAGUGCCGUCUGUACCCAGCACAGACUGGGAAGAUGGAGACCUCACGGACACUGUCAGCGGCCCCCGCUCCACUGCUUCGGACCUGACCAGCAGCAAGGCGUCCACCAAGAGCCCCACCCAGCGCCACAACCCCUUCAGCGAGGAGCAGGCGGAGACCGUGUCCUCCUCCGACACCACCCCUGUGCACACCAGCUCUCAGGAGAAGGGGGGGUCCCAGGCCCUGGGCCUCCUGGACGCCUGCACAGAGCUGGAGGUCAUCAGGUCAGCAGGGAGGGGCCGGGGAGUUUACAAGUGUCCCCGCGUCUGCGUCCACUCCUGCCUCACUGUUGAGACCAGGGCGGGCGGGUGUCCCCUGAUGGUGGCGGAGCCCCUUUCUGCAGGCCGAGAAGCAGCCCUGCCAGCCCCAGGCAGACCUUGGAGCCAGAGGAGUCGGCAGCCUGUCCUCCUGCCGCCACCAGGACAAGGAGAGAGCGGUUUAAACAGCACCCUUUACUUCCCGAGGUUCUGGGGGCUCGGAGCGGGAGAUCAGGGUGCGGCAUGGGCCGUUCCCACGAGGGCCUCUUCCAGGUUCCAUGACAUCCACACGACUGUGUGCACAGGCAGAGCAGAGAAAGAGCUCUCUGGAGCUGCUCUUGCGUGGGCACAAGAGGGCUCCACCCUCGGGACCUCUCACCUCCAAAGGCCCCCACCUCCUGAUCCCAUCCAUGGGAAUUAUAGCUUCCACGUGGAAGUUCGGAGGGAAACAAACACUGGGACCAGGGCACGGCCCAAGCCCUGGAGGCUGGUCAGCAAGGAGCCUGUGCCCGAGCUCCAGCCCCAGCCUGAGCCUGGGACACAGGAGGCUCUUUGCCAGCUCAAGCAGGACCAGCCCAGCCCGUGCCUGAGCAGCGCUGAGGACUCUGGGGUAGAUGAGGGCCAGGGGAGCCCUUCCGAGGUGACACACGCCUCUGAGUUCAGAGUGGACAACAAUCACUUGCUCCUGCUGAUGAUCCACGUGUUUCGGGAAAACGAAGAGCAGCUCUUCAAAAUGAUCCGGAUGAGCACUGGGCACAUGGAGGGCAACCUGCAGCUGCUGUUCGUGCUGCUCACGGACUGCUACGUCUACCUGCUCCGGAAAGGGGCCACAGAGAAGCCAUACCUGGUGGAAGAGGCUGUUUCUUACAAUGAACUUGACUAUGUGUCGGUUGGCCUUGACCAGCAGACGGUGAGGCUGGUGUGCACCAAUCGCAGGAAGCAGUUUCUGCUGGACACAGCUGACGUGGCCUUGGCUGAGUUCUUCUUGGCCUCUCUGAAGUCAGCCAUGAUCAAGGGCUGCCGGGAACCACCCUACCCCAGCAUCCUGACCGAUGCCACCAUGGAGAAGCUGGCACUGGCCAAGUUCGUGGCCCAGGAAUCCAAGUGUGAGGCAUCCACUGUGACUGUGCACUUCUAUGGGCUUGUGCACUGGGAGGACCCCGCGGAUGAGUCUCUGGGCCCUGUCCCCUGCCGCUGCUCACCCCCUGAGGGUGCCAUCACCAAAGAAGGCAUGCUGCACUACAAGGCGGGCACCUCCUACCUGGGCAGGGAGCACUGGAAGACCUGCUUCGUAGUGCUCAGCAAUGGCAUCCUCUACCAGUACCCUGACCGCACCGACGUCAUUCCCUUGCUCUCCGUCAACAUGGGGGGGGAGCAGUGCGGUGGCUGCCGGAGAUCCAACACCACGGAUCGGCCCCACGCCUUCCAGGUCAUUCUCGCCGACCGGCCCUGCCUGGAGCUGAGCGCCGACAGCGAGGCCGAGAUGGCCGGCUGGAUGCAGCACCUCUGCCAGGCCGUGUCCAAGGGGGUCAUCCCCCAGGGAGUCGCCCCCAGCCCCUGCAUCCCCUGCUGCCUGGUGGUUGCCGAGGACCGCCUCUUCACGUGCCAUGAGGAUUGUCAAACCAGUUUCUUCCGCUCCCUGGGCAUGGCCAGACUGGCCGACAUCAGCGCCGUCUCCACUGAGCCAGGCAAGGAGUACUGCGUCCUGGAGUUCUCCCCGGAGGGCCCGCAGCCCCCUGCCCCCUGGGUCAUCUACCUGAGCUGCACUUCUGAGCUGGACCGGCUCCUGUCUGCACUGAGCUCCGGGUGGAGAGCCAUCUACCAGGUGGACCUCCCACACAAGACCAUCCAGGAAGCCUCCAACAAGCAGAAGUUUGAGGAUGCCCUGAGCCUCAUCCACAGCGCCUGGCAACGAAGUGAUAGCCUCUGCCGUGGCCGAGCCUCCCGGGACCCCUGGUGCUAAGGCAGCUGGGUGGUGUCCCAGGAAGUCGGGGAAGUGGAGGCAGGCUGACCAGCAGGCUCAGGGUCGAGGUCAUUGUGCUGCUUCGGAGCCAGGUCUCCACGCACGUUCUUAGCCCACUCCUGCCCCAGGUGGCAGAACCACCCAGCUUGAGGCAGGAUUGUCCGCUCCCAGGGAUCCAGAAUGUGCCCAACACACCUGGGUGUCCUGCCCAAUGGGUAGUGGCUAGAGGCUACUGGGGACAGAGGAUCUCUGAACCAGGCAGGUUCUGCAGACACAAGCUGUCCUCCCAGGGCAGGACCUCAGGAUGGUGACAAGAGGAAUGUCCAUCUACAGAGGAGUGGAAGGACCAGGAGGCGGGAGCUCCCCGCCCCAGGUCAGGGGCCUGGGCAGAGGCUCAGGGCCCCCGGGUCCUGAGUGCCCAGCCACCCUUGUUCAUUUUUGAACAUUCUCCUGGCUGUGCGGGGAAGCUGGAGCACCAGGUGUCUGCGCAUGCUCCCUCUCACUAACCUACCCCAUGCACAGCCGCCCGCCUCACAGAGCCCAGCCCAGGCCACCAGGCGCCCUGCAUGCCGUGGCCCUGACCACCUCCCCCACCUCAGCAGAGCCUGCAGAACCCAGGGAUCAGGUGGCUCCUUUGGCCAGGAGCAAAGAGGAGGGCGGGAGAGACUGGGAGAAGAGCAGGACCCACCACACGCUGAAUCUCCCAACUGUCCCCUGCUUGGCUGGGGCCUGGGGCUUCCUGAGCAUCUUUGUCCAGAGUCCUGGGGAAGGGGUCAGGUGGUGUGGGUUUUGUUUUUUUUAAAUAAAAUAGACAUGUUAUAUUGCCAA
Messenger RNA from Ictidomys tridecemlineatus (thirteen-lined ground squirrel), 3861 nucleotides. The record is from RefSeq and is a predicted model, not a curated record. NCBI's taxonomy places the organism in Eukaryota, Metazoa, Chordata, Mammalia, Rodentia, Sciuridae.